This is a messenger RNA of Sparassis crispa, 702 nucleotides long. RefSeq lists its product with no specific name. Lineage: Eukaryota; Fungi; Basidiomycota; Agaricomycetes; Polyporales; Sparassidaceae. The transcript is spliced from 5 exons. The record is from RefSeq and is a predicted model, not a curated record. Bases 1 to 702 code for a protein of 233 amino acids.
AUGUUACUGCACCCGCAGGAGAUUUCGCGGGUGUUCAUGUCCCAUGUCUGGGUCGCCUACGGGAACGGUGUCGACGAAGUCGGACGCCCGGAGAAGCAAGGCCUUAUACCUGCUAACGCGAAGGGUGUUGUGCUGGACAUCGGUGCGGGACAUGGACACACUGUGAACUAUUUGAGCCGGAAUAAAGUCACGAAAUACGUUGCGCUUGAACCCAAUGUGCACAUGCAUGCCGAGAUACGUACGACGGCUACCGCUGCAGGAUUCACAGAAGCCGACGGAACACUUCUCAUACUUUCUUAUGGCGCCGAGGAUACUGGUGCUAUUAUAUCCGCUCUGGGGGGGCCGAACUCUGUGGACACGCUCGUGUCAAUCCUCACACUGUGCUCCGUCCCCUCUCCAGAGCAAACUAUAAACGCACUCGUCGAAAAUGUGUUAAAGCCUGGGGGGCAGCUGCUUUUCUACGAACACGUGCUUAGUCCGCGGGACGACGUUGCCUGGUGGCAGCGCCUCUGGACACCCUUGUGGAAGAGAGUGUUUGGCGGAUGCUGUCUUGAUAGGCCGACCCAUGUUUGGAUCCGCAAGAUGGGCGUAUGGCAUACGGGAGAGGUAUGGGGGAAGGAAGGUGAACCUGAGGAGCACCUUUUCUGGCGUAGGAAUGUUACGGUCAAAGUGGGGAUCUACAAUGUCGCCGUAUUGUUGUGA